CCGGAACGUAGUGGUUAAGAUCUCUUUGUGGUUGCCUAGCAACCUUCAAAUAGCACAACAACAAAUAAUACAAAGUUGGUUUGGUUUGAAAAUAAGAAAUAAUUGCUUGAUAAAAAUUAUUGCAAUUUAAAUCGAAUAUUUGAUAAAAUAAUUAUGGAAUAGAUUCACGGUUACAAAAUGUCUUCUAUGUCUAGUACUAAAGAUGCAAGAUCGUGUCAAUCUAUUAGUAACAAUGAGUUUCUUUUAUUAGAAAAGACCUGUGAGGCACUUAAGGAUAGCGACGAAGAAAUUAAGCUUUUAUUUAACGAAAUAAAUAAGUUGUCUAACAACAAGGACCUUGGAAUUGAAAAUGAGGAUGAUAUAGAAUUGAUUUUGAAGAGAGCAGAGGAUAUUGCUCAUGAAACGAAGAAUCUGCUUAAGAGUCCAAUAUCAAAUUCUUAUAAAGGAGAAACUAUUCCAGAAAUAAAAGUAUUUACGCCAGAUGAAGGACAAGCUAUUAAAGAAGUAUCUGCGACACAUGUGCACAAAAAGGACAGUCACGUGGCUAAACAAACCGGAAAAGAAAAUGUAGAAAUUCGCCGUAAAACAAAAACGAGGCCUUUCUCUGCAGGUGUUAUCGAUAGUAAGAAGAAAGAGGACACGAAAGCGUCGCGAUUUGCAUCGGGCACGCCGAAAAAGAUUAAUAAUUUAAAACACGACCAGCUGUUGGAAGAGCUCAAGGAUACAAAUGAACGAGUGAAAAGUAUUGAGUUACUCAACGUACAACUAACUGAUGAUAAUAAAAUACUAAAGCAAAGGUUACAACAACUUGAGGAACAGAAGCAGCUAGCUGAGUUGAAAUCAGUGGAAUGUGAGAGAUUUGUUAAUAGACUGGCAAAGGAGUACCAUAACAAGGAGCAGGACUUUAAAACUGCCACGGAAAAUGAAAAACGUGUGCUUUCUGACCUUUAUAAGGAAAGGAAUGAAAGAAAGAAUCUCACCGUCCAACAUGAAAAAGAUGUUACAGUUAUUCAAGAUCUGCAAAGACAAGUUAAAGAAAUGGAGAUGAUUUUGAAAAGGAAACAUCCUGAUUCUGUUUCUGCACUCAUCGUAGCUUCGAAAGCAUCAAGUGUCGAGGAUAAUAAGAAAAAGCUUUUAGAAGAGCGAAUUCAACGGUUAGAACUAGAAUUGAAAGACAAGGAAAGUCAUUUUCAAAGCGUUUUACUUACUCUUCAAGAUAAAUUCGGUGAUAUGAAACAAAAGUACGAAUCUCAUAUCGUCGAUGUUGAAAGAAAGUUGAUGGAAGAGCGGAAGUUAAAUAAUGAAAUGAAAAAUAAGAUUAAUAAAUCGAAUUUACACGACGCUGCUGUCCAAACAGUGCCUAAAAAUCAUAACACAGUUGCGUCCCAAACAUUUAUAAAGCCCGACCGAGCUUCGUCGGCAGUUAGCCGACUGACCCAGAAUUCAACAUUGAUUUUUAACAAAUUGAAAGAGGACAGUUAUCUUAUAGCGACAAUAAAAGGCUUACAGACAGAGUUAACAGCUAAACAACGCACCAUUUUGAAAAUUAACAGGGAGACGGAAGAGUUGAAGAAGAAUUUAAGGAAUUUACAAAAGGAAAAAGAAAUUCUGCUAAACCUGAAUCCACAGAAGAAAACAAGUUGCAAACCAGCGAAGUCAGUUGAAAGUGUAAUGAUGCGAGUGACGAAUGAAAUCGAGGCCGAAUUGUUUGAGUGUCGGAAACAAAAGGACGCUUUGGUAGAGGAGAGAGCUGGAUUGUUAGCGUCGUUGAAACGAACCAACGAAGAUCUUAUUAUGCUUAAGAAGAAACGGAUACAAGAUCUCCAUACUCUACAAAUCGCACACGAAAAGGAACUGAUGCAAAUGAAUAUGCAGCUGUAUCCCUUGCAAGAAGAGAUCAAACUUUUAAAUCGCACCGUCGAAAUUCUGCAAGAGCGCUUGCGUUCCGCCGACGACAAACUGGUGAAGUACCAGGCUGGGUUAAAAGAUGAAAUGUAUGGAGGUGGCGAUAAUGGUGGCUCGAGGAGUACAGGCCGGUCUAUACCCGCCUCAAAGAAGAAUAGUAUUGAAAACGACCGCUAGGUUUUUAUCUCUUGGUUAUAGAACAUUUAUUGUAUCAGGUGUUAUUUUGCGGAUAUCCAUUAUUAUCCAAAUGUGAUUUUUAUUUAGUGUAACUUCCGCCAAGUUUUGUCUUUAAUCAAUUCGACACGUGUUUCGCCUCUACACGAGGCGAAAUCCUUAGGAGAAAUUGACUCGCCAAAUUGUGGCGCGAGACUAAUUGUGUAGAGCAAAGAGGAUGUAAAUACUGCGUAAUAAGAGGCGGAGAUAUGUAAAAAUUAAAAUUUAGUUUAGUAUGAAACAUGCAGUCAUUUGACAUAAGUUUGAAAUAGUAGUAGUAACAGUAUCGCGAUUGGCCACGAAGUAUAAUCCGGCUCAGUUUGAAAGGGAACAGUUGCUUAAAACUUGCCGAAAUCCACUACGAUUACUAUCUCCUAUUUUUACAAGAUUGUAUCUGUCACCUGUCAAUCUAUCAAUGACUGCACGUCUCAUACAAUCGAGUGAAUCGCUUUUUUCUUAGAGAGUUUCGCUAGGCUGUUGUAGAGGCGAAAUCUUUCUAAUUGAUUAAAGACAAAUCUUAGCGGAAUUUACACGCAAUAAAGAUUUGUUUUAUAUUGAUUAAAGAAUAAUUUAGCAGAUCGGAAACGUGACAACCUGAUGUUUAGUAGAAGCAACUGUUUGUUUAUGUUUGCUGCAUUUUGUGUGUAAAGAUAUGGUUAAAUGUAUUUACUUUAAAGAAACGCUAAAACGACUGAUACGAAAUGUGUUCAAAUGUGAUUUUUUUCUGUAUUGUGUGUCUGUGUUCUGUAUU
Leptidea sinapis is the source of this 2869-nucleotide messenger RNA. Its product is annotated as centrosomal protein of 162 kDa. The transcript is spliced from 5 exons. Gene Ontology annotation, cellular component: centrosome; axonemal microtubule; centriole. Gene Ontology annotation, biological process: cilium assembly. The record is from RefSeq and is a predicted model, not a curated record. The coding region runs from base 178 to 2082 and encodes 634 amino acids. NCBI's taxonomy places the organism in Eukaryota, Metazoa, Arthropoda, Insecta, Lepidoptera, Pieridae.